Molecule: messenger RNA, 2128 nt
Organism: Mytilus californianus (California mussel)
Lineage: Eukaryota; Metazoa; Mollusca; Bivalvia; Mytilida; Mytilidae
Product: DNA/RNA-binding protein KIN17-like
Exons: 11
Coding region: 133-1341 (402 amino acids)
Biological process (GO): DNA damage response; DNA replication
Cellular component (GO): nucleus
Molecular function (GO): double-stranded DNA binding
Source: RefSeq, a predicted model, not a curated record
GGUGUUUCCGGUUUGUAGAUCAACAUUUUCCAAGUAUUUAUUGUCAUCGCUUCUUUCUUCAUAUUAAGCACAAUUUCCAGUCAAAAGUUUAUAAAAGGGGUUAUUUGUUUAAUCUAAAAAAAGACUUCAAAUAUGGGAAAAGAAAAGGGAGGAUUCCUGUCACCAAAGGCAAUUGCUAACCGAAUAAAAUCAAAAGGUUUACAGAAAUUAAGAUGGUACUGCCAGAUGUGUCAGAAACAGUGUAGAGAUGAGAAUGGGUUCAAGUGUCACACAAUGUCUGAAUCACACCAGCGUCAGUUGCUGUUAUUUGCUGAAAGUCCAGAUAAAUAUAUAGAUUCAUUUUCAGAAGACUUUCUAAAUGACUAUGUGGAGUUAUUGAAGAGACGAUUUGGUAAAAAGAGAGUAAAUUGUAAUAUUGUAUAUCAAGAGUAUAUAGCAUUCAAAGAACAUACACAUAUGAACAGUACACAGUGGGAAACACUAACAGAAUUUGUCAAAUGGCUUGGACGAGAAGGACAUUGUGUGGUUGAUGAAACAGAGAAAGGUUGGUUUGUACAGUAUAUUGAUAGAGAUCCAGAGGCAAUAAAGAAACAAGAACAGAUUAAAGCCAAAGAAAAGAUGGAGCUUGAUGAUGAGGAGAGAGCUGCCAAGUUUAUACGUGAUCAGAUAGAAAGGGCAUCAGCACAGGGUCAGGAAGUUAAACAAACAGAAUUUACAGACCUGAAGAGGGAGAAUGAAGACGAAAAAGUGACCAUUAGUCUGGGAGGACUAAGUAAAAAGAAAGAAACAGACACAGUUGCCAGUUCAAGUAAAGACAAUCCACUAAAGAAGCCACCAGUUUCCUCAAUAGAAAAUCCUUUCAAAAAGCCAUCUGGUUCUGGAGUAACAAGUAAGAAGACAGAGAAAGCUGGACAGAAAAGAAAAUCAGCAUUAGAUGAAAUAAUGGAAUUUGAAGAAAAGAAGAAAGAAAAAUUAAACAGGAAAGACUACUGGUUACAUGAAGGAAUAAUGGUAAAAAUUGUUACUAAAAAACUUGGAGAGAAGUAUUACAAGAAGAAAGCUGUAGUCAAGGAAGUAGUUGAUUUAUAUAGAGCAGUUAUUAAGUUAAUUGACAGUGGAGAUAAAAUGAAAGUUGACCAAUCACAUCUAGAGACCGUCAUACCUGCGCAAGGUAAAAAAGUUCUCAUAGUAAAUGGAGCAUAUAGAGGAGAAGGUGCAAUUCUUGAAACAAUUGAUGAGAAGAAAUUUUCUUGUUCUGUCAGCAUAGCAACAGGUCCAUUAAAAGGCAGAUUAAUAGAAGGUAUAGAAUAUGAAGAUUUAAGUAAAAUAUAUCAGCCAUGACAGGAUUACACCUAAUUCAAACCAAUUAAGAUAUCUGUGAUAACAAAAACUCAUUAGCAUAUGAGUAAAUGGAUCUUUAUCCCUGUAAUAAAUAUUGAUCUAUAAUUAAGCUGUGUAGACAGAAAUGUGAGUGUAAAAGAGAAAGUUUCCUUGAAACAACAGAUGGUACAGAGAUUAAAUCCUUGUAGCAAUAAACAAGAGAUUUUCUUAUACUUUCAUCAUUUAUUGAGAACAGUGAACUCAGGUUGUUGAUUGCAUUUUUGAAUAUAUUUCUUUUAACAGAAUAUUUUCCAAAUGAGCAUGGCACUACAUGACAAUUUUUGUUUUUGUAUAAGAAAUUUUUGGAAGAAAACUCAGCAUUGUAAAUAUUGAUUUUUUAAGUGUGAUAUAUGAUAAUUAGUAAAAUACUGUAUAUUGAUUAUGAAAUGUUAUUAUUUAUUAUGUCAAUUCUUACCAACAAGAACUCAUACCUAAAAGGGAAGUAUUUAGUUCAGAAUUGAGUUCCUGUAAGAAUAGCAGUGAGUUGUGACACAGUACAUGAACACAAUGCUUGUUAUUUUUAUCAGGAUAAGAGUGAAUCUUUUAUGCCUGAAAUCACAAUUAAUGUCUUGUCACAUUUUUUUUAAAAAAGGUUUACCUGUAUUAUAGGGAAGUAUGAUAUAUCCAGGAUACUUUAUGUUAGGAAAUAUGGAAUUUAGUUUUAAGAUUAACAUAAUAUUAUUUAAACAUUAUCAGUAAUUCAUGAUAAUCAGGUAGUUUUUAUAAAAAUAACUAAUUUUGUUUUUAA